This is a messenger RNA of Epinephelus fuscoguttatus (brown-marbled grouper), 1430 nucleotides long. RefSeq names its product WD repeat domain 18 (gene wdr18). The record is from RefSeq and is a predicted model, not a curated record. The coding region runs from base 51 to 1337 and encodes 428 amino acids. Gene Ontology annotation, molecular function: protein binding. Gene Ontology annotation, cellular component: nuclear pre-replicative complex. The transcript has 10 exons. Gene Ontology annotation, biological process: rRNA processing; DNA-templated DNA replication. Lineage: Eukaryota; Metazoa; Chordata; Actinopteri; Perciformes; Serranidae.
CAGCGCAGCGCCGGAACCCCGCGCUGUCGGAGUGUUGUGGUGGAGCCAGCAUGGCGGCUCCUCUGGAGGUGAUAGUGAGCAGUGACUCCGGCUCUCAGAUGUGGAACAGCACCGUGUUCGACCUGCACAGCGGCUCAAGCCUGCUGUCCUACCGGGGAGGGAACAGCUCUGCCCGGACACUGAGCGUCCUCGGCGGGGAGUACCUGCUGUCCGCCCAGCUGGGGAAGAACUUCAUCAACGUGUGGGAGAUCCAGAGGAAGGACCAGCUGCAGCAGAAGGUGGUGUGUCCAGGUGUGGUCACUUGUCUGACCGCAUCACCUAACGGACUCUUCCUCGCUGCUGGAGUCGCUGAGGCUGUUUACCUGUGGGAGGUGUCCACAGGUAAGCUGCUGUCUGUCCUCAGUCGUCACUAUCAGGAUGUCACCUGUCUGAAGUUCACAGACGACAGCAGCCAUUUUGUUUCUGGAGGAAAAGACAACCUGGCUCUGGUGUGGAGUCUGUCCAGUGUGAUCCAGGUGGAUUUAAGCCACACCCCCGAGCCGCGUCACGUCCUGUCUCGUCACUCUCUGCCAAUCACAGACCUGCACUGUGGCCUAAUGGGAGCUCAAGCCCGAGUUGCAACGGCGUCCUUAGACCAGACUGUCAAGGUGUGGGAGCUGUCCUCAGGUGAGCUGCUCCUGUCCGUCCUGUUUGACGUGGAGAUCAUGUCUGUGACCUUUGACCCCUGCGAGUACUUCCUGUUCUGUGGAGGCAGCGAUGGAAACAUUUUCCAGGUGUCUCUGUGCAGCCAGAGUCUCAGUCAGGAUAAAGCGUUCCAGUCCGACAGCGAAGGGAACCAGGUCUUCAAAGGACACAGGAACUUGGUGACGUGUCUCUCGGUGUCGAUGGACGGGACGCUCCUCCUCUCCGGGUCACAUGAUGAAACUGUCCGACUGUGGGACAUUCAGAGCAAACAGAGCAUCCGGUGUCUCGCCCACAAAGGUCCAGUGACGAACGCCGUCAUCAUGGCAGCUCCGGCUAACAUGUUCCUGCCCGACAGUCGGCCCGCCGUCCCUCUGCCGCGCUUCAGCCGACACCUGCAUGCCUCCGAGGGCGGAGAGUCUGGAGAGGUGUGUGUCCGACUUGGACGCUACACACAGGAGGAGGAGGAGACUUACCUGCAGAAAGCUGAUAGGCUGAACUCUCUGAUGAAUGCUGUGACUGACAAGUCUGUCUUUGGUGACGGCGAGAACACGAAGGUUCGAGUUGCUGAGCUUGAAGAGGAAGUUCAGACCCUGAAGAAGGUCAACAAAGAUCUGUAUGACUUCUCCAGUCAGCUGCUCACCAAACCCACAUAAAAACACACACACACACACAGAUGUACACAUAUAUUUGAACACUCUGUGAUGGUUUACGUUGUCAGAAAAUAAAGGACUUUUGUUUUGGUAGUA